Sinocyclocheilus anshuiensis is the source of this 1591-nucleotide messenger RNA. Its product is annotated as estradiol 17-beta-dehydrogenase 8. The coding region runs from base 111 to 881 and encodes 256 amino acids. Gene Ontology annotation, molecular function: oxidoreductase activity, acting on the CH-OH group of donors, NAD or NADP as acceptor; quinone binding. Lineage: Eukaryota; Metazoa; Chordata; Actinopteri; Cypriniformes; Cyprinidae. Gene Ontology annotation, biological process: fatty acid biosynthetic process. The record is from RefSeq and is a predicted model, not a curated record. The transcript is spliced from 9 exons.
CACCAGCAGCGGCCUCUAGCGGACAUCAGUAGCUACUACAACACACUGUACACCAGCAGCGGCCUCUAGCGGACAUCAGUAGCUACUACAACACACUGUACACCAGCAGCAUGGCGGCGUCCUCUCGACUCAUAUCCAAGCUGACAUUAGUGACGGGAGGCGGCAGUGGCAUCGGCAGGGCCGUGUGUCAGAGGUUCGCCUCUGAAGGAGCUUCUGUAAUAGUGGCUGACCGCAAUGAGGAAUCAGCCAAUCAGACGCUGGAGCUGCUGUCACAUGACCUCAAAGGUCAGCAGCACAUGGCCCUGGGGGUGGACGUGUCAUCAAAGGACAGCGUGGAGAAACUAGUGACAAGUGUACAGCGCCGCUACUUCCAGCCGCCGUCUGUGUGUGUGAAUGCAGCCGGGAUCACGCAAGAUGAAUUCCUUCUCAAGAUGGAAGAAGAGGAUUUUGACAAAGUCAUUGAGGUUAAUCUCAAGGGUACGUUUCUCGUGACUCAGGCCGUCUCGAAGGCUUUAGUUUCUGCAGGCGCUGUGAAGGGCUCUAUCAUCACUGUGGGCAGCAUAGUGGGCAAGGUUGGGAAUAUCGGGCAGGUGAAUUACUCUGCUUCUAAAGCUGGAGUGGAGGGCCUCACUCGAACCGCUGCCAAAGAGCUGAGCAAAUUUGGCAUCCGCUGCAACUGUGUCCUGCCCGGGUUCAUCACUACACCCAUGACAGACAAAGUACCUGAGAAAGUCAUCGAUAAACUCACAGCAGUCAUUCCAAUGGGAAGGAUGGGAGAGCCUGCUGAAGUAGCUGAUGCAUGUGCAUUUCUGGCUUCUGAUGACAGUCGAUAUAUUACUGGAAUCAGCAUUGAAGUUGCUGGUGGACUCUUCAUUGGCUGAAAACUGCUGAAUGACACUAAACUGAUCACCAACUCUGUGCCUUCAUCUUUAAUCUCAAAUUAUGCUUAAUUUCUGUAGAAUAUUGUAUACAAUGUAACAAAUGGAAAUGAAAAUUCUAUAUUUAAAGUGUGAAUAUUUUAUACUGUGAACCCACUUUUAAAAAACAAUUAAGUUGACACAGGAGGAAAUGUGUUGAUGUGUGGUUUAAUGGGAACGUUUGGACCAAAACAACAUCAAGUCAAAGAAUUAAAACAGUUAACAUUUCAAAACUCAGACUAAUAGAGUGAAUCAAAAUUCAUCAUUUAAAAGGGUUUUAAGAGUUGUUUGAAGGAAAGUGGCCAGAUUACAUAUUGUGGUUUUUCUGAGACACAAGAAACGUGCUGUUAAUUUGCUGAAAAGUGAAAAUGGGAGUUUGGCUCAGAAGAGUGACGAGGCAGAUGAAAUAUGAGCAAAAGCACCAUGACAACAGGAAACAAACGGGGAAAAGAACAACAAAGGAGUCCAACAGCUCUUUAAAUAGAUUAUAUAUUACACAAACAGAUUCUGAAGUACUUACAUAAAACACGUUUUAGCACCAUAUUUUAUAAAGACAGAUGUUUGUCUUUCACCGACAAAAACAAUCCUCGCAGUAUUGUCCUUGUGAGAAAACCACACAAACAACUUUUAAUUCACAAAUAAUUUUUAUAGCUUUUCAUUCCCCGCGCCAUGUU